AUGAGGUUGUCAGUCGCAGCCGCCAUCUCCCAUGGCCGCGUGUUCCGCCGCUUGGGCCUUGGUCCUGAAUCCCGUAUUCACCUGUUGCGAAACUUGCUUACGGGACUGGUGCGGCACGAACGCAUCGAGGCGUCAUGGGCGCGCGUGGACGAGAUGAGAGGCUAUGCGGAGAAGCUCAUCGACUAUGGAAAGCUGGGAGACACCAACGAACGAGCUAUGCGCAUGGCUGACUUCUGGCUUACGGAGAAGGAUUUGAUCCCAAAGCUAUUUAAAGUUCUGGCCCCUCGGUACCAAGCUCAACGUGGGGGCUACACGAGAAUGCUGCAGAUCCCAAAUCGGAGUGAGCAAGAUCGGGCCAAGAUGGCAGUGAUCGAGUAUAAAGGAAACUGCCUCCCACCCCUGCCAUUGCCUCGCAGAGACAGCAACCUUACAAUCCUAAACCAACUGAUCCAGGGGCUGCGCCAAGACCAGAAGAAGAAAGCUGGUAUCCACAGCUCCCACACAACUAAAACACCAGGGAUUUAG
This is a messenger RNA of Orycteropus afer afer, 525 nucleotides long. RefSeq names its product mitochondrial ribosomal protein L17 (gene MRPL17). Gene Ontology annotation, biological process: translation. The record is from RefSeq and is a predicted model, not a curated record. NCBI's taxonomy places the organism in Eukaryota, Metazoa, Chordata, Mammalia, Tubulidentata, Orycteropodidae. Gene Ontology annotation, cellular component: ribosome; mitochondrial large ribosomal subunit. The coding region runs from base 1 to 525 and encodes 174 amino acids. Gene Ontology annotation, molecular function: structural constituent of ribosome. The transcript has 3 exons.